AUGGCCGCAGAUGAAUUCAAGCCGAACGAUCCCCGCCUCCGCCCUCCCUUUCCAUCCGAGUACCCAUGGACACCCAUCCCCACCCCAGCCAGUGAUGGCGCCAAGGUCUCUAUCGGACUUAUGGAGUCCUCUCGGAUCCGCGGACCGGGCGUCGCGCUGUCUUCAUUCGCCAAAGAAGGGGAAGAGUGGACGUUACCCGCGUUCAGCUUCUUGGUGGAGCAUGGGGAUGAGGCGAUUCUCUUCGAUUUAGGAUGCAGGGAGGAUCCUGAGAACUUCACACCUGUGACCAAGCCCGCACUUGAGAAGUUCAAGGUCGAACCUCAACCUCACCCGGUCUUUCGGCUCAGAGAUGGCGGAUAUGACCUCUCGCGCAUCAAGACGGUCAUACUCUCCCACAAGCACUUUGACCACUUCGGAAACCUCGAGACAGUCGCUGCCUUUGACCCGCUGGUCGUUGUUGGCCCGGGCUCGCUGGCGGGCAUUGGCAAGGGGUACCCGGAGGAUGAGAAAUCAAUCUGGCCGUCCGGGUGGCUGAAGGAUAGGAGGUUCGCGGAGCUGCCGCAGCCUACGGAGAAGAAGGGGGACAAGUGGACGGUGGAGGGUAGGGAAGGAGAGAAACAGUGGGAGAAGAUGGCGUGCUUUGAGGAAGGGGUCGAUUGGUUCGGGGAUGGCAGCUUCUGGUUAAUUCAUGCGCCUGGCCACAUCGUAGGACAGAUGAUGGGUCUUGCACGAGUGACUACAUCACCACCUACCUACAUUCUUCUCGGAGCUGACGUCGCCCACAGCCAGGAGACAUACCUCCCCGUCCCAUCUUCCGCCUCCUCCUCUGACCCACGUGGCACCGAGCCCGUUCUCAAUGGCAAGGUCCCCUUCCUUGAAGACCCCGUUCGAGGCGUGCACGAUAUUGGCACUCUGACGCGCAUGAGCGCAGAGGAAGAUAUAAUGGUCCUGCUGGCGCACGAAGCGCCCGCUCUCAAUGUUCUCCCGAGGUGGCCGGAGAAGCUGGACGAGUGGAAGGAGAAUGGCUGGAAGGAGAAGAAGCAGGAGGGUGUUGAGGAGCGGGCCAAAGAGCGGGCCGCCCAAGUGUAG
Dioszegia hungarica is the source of this 1089-nucleotide messenger RNA. RefSeq names its product beta-lactamase-like protein. The record is from RefSeq and is a predicted model, not a curated record. Bases 1 to 1089 code for a protein of 362 amino acids. NCBI's taxonomy places the organism in Eukaryota, Fungi, Basidiomycota, Tremellomycetes, Tremellales, Bulleribasidiaceae. The transcript has 4 exons.